Messenger RNA from Nerophis lumbriciformis (worm pipefish), 6868 nucleotides. RefSeq names its product pro-neuregulin-2, membrane-bound isoform-like. Gene Ontology annotation, biological process: nervous system development; animal organ development; intracellular signal transduction. NCBI's taxonomy places the organism in Eukaryota, Metazoa, Chordata, Actinopteri, Syngnathiformes, Syngnathidae. The record is from RefSeq and is a predicted model, not a curated record. Gene Ontology annotation, molecular function: signaling receptor binding.
CUAGCCUAUUAGCUGGAGAGGAGAAUUUACGAGUCUUGUUUGGCCUUUGAGGGAAGAAGACGAGGGGGAGGGUGCUGGGUGAAGGAGAAUGCAGCAGUCACAUUUUUGAAGCAUGCAGAAGAAGCGGGCCGUUUCCGGUUCCUAGGCUGCUGUGUGUGCGUAAGCGCGUCCCUGUGUGUGCCCCCCAUCCGAGGCCAGCAGCCGUAUGGGGAAAGCAUCGGCACACACAGAUGGCAUGGACACUUCCACAAGGUCUGCCGCUCUGCCCUGCCUCCUCCGCCGGAGCCCGUUCGCCGCCGCCGCCGCCGCCUCUCUCUUGCAGCUCCCUCCGCCGCCCAGCAGCACUGCAGCACAGCCCAGGCUGACGGUAUGAGGCUUGAUCCAGUGCAUUUCUCCAUGCUGGUCAUCGGGGUCUCGUUCGCCUGCUACGCCCCGAGUCUCAACUCCCUCCAGGACCAGGCGUACCGAUCAGCCGUGGUCAUCGAGGGCGAGGUGCGCUCCUCCCCGGAGAACGCCUCCUCCCGGGAGCCGUACAGUGUGAAUGUCAAAGUGCUGGACGUGUGGCCCGUCAACAGCGGCGGCCUCGAAAGGGAGCAGCUCGUCACCGUCGGGGACUUCGGGUCCGAGGCCUCAUGCACCACGGUGGAGAAGGACCACAGAUAUAUCUUUUUCAUGGACCCCACCGGGGAGCCCGACGUGUUCAAGGCGUCGUACGCCCCCGUGGACGCCAGCGAGCCGGAGCCGAAGAAGGACGUGGAGAAAGUGUUGUGCGAGGACUGCGCCUCUGCUCCUCGGCUGCGAUUGAUGCGAGGCCAGUCUCUGGUGGAAGGAGACAAGCUGUCCUUGAAGUGUGAGGCGUCAGGGAAUCUGAGCCCCUCCUUCCGCUGGUACAAGGAUGGACAUGAGCUUCAGGGGGGAAAAGACCUCAGAAUAAAAACCAACAAAAAAAACUCCAAGGUGCUGAUCAGUCGAGUGCGUGUGGAAGACUCUGGAUACUACACUUGUGUGGCUGAAAACUCAGUCGGACAGGAAAACGUCACAAGUAUUAUCAGCGUGCAGAUCUUAACCACCACCACGUUGUCUCUGGGUGUGAGUCAUGUGAGGCACUGCAACGACACGGAAAAGGCCUACUGCAUCAACGGUGGAGACUGUUACUUCAUACAUGGUAUAAACCAGCUUUCUUGCAAGUGUCCCAAUGACUAUACGGGGGACCACUGUGAAAACUCCGUCAUGGCCGGUUUCUACAAGCUUCUCAGAAUUGAAUUUAUGGAGGCAGAGGAGCUCUACCAAAGGCGGGUGCUGACGAUCACGGGCAUCUGCGUGGCCUUGUUGGUGGUUGGCAUCGUUUGUGUGGUGGCCUACUGCAAAACCAAGAAGCACAGGAAGAAGAUGCAACAUCACCUACAUCAGAACCAGAAUCAGUGUGUGGAGCAGCCCAACCGCAUGCUGGCCAACGGCCCCAACCACCCUGGGCCUGGUCCCGAAGAAAUUCCCAUGGUUGAUUACAUCUCCAAGAGUGUCCCUACCACAGAGUGUGUCAUCAGCCAUGGAGCUGAAGGUGCCGGCAACUACGCAGGCAGCCGAAUGUCUACUCGCUCGCAUCACUCUACCACUGCCUCGCAUGCAUCAAGACAUGAGGAGCAGACGUGGAGCAUGGAGAGAACAGACAGUAUGAAUUCUGACUGCCAGUCAGGUGGGCUGUCCAGCUCUGUUGGAACCAGUAAAUGCAGCAGUCCAGCUUGUAUGGCAAGGAGGGCGGCCCACUGGGGCUGUACGGAGGUAUCCAGUCCAGGAAUGCAGUACGGGGAUUCCUACGACUCACUAAGAGAUUCACCUCACAGUGACAGGUAUGUGUCAGCACUGACCACACCAGCGCGCUUGUCGCCGGUGGAGUUCCACUACCCUCCGCUACCACCCCAGGUUCCCACCUUCCACAUCACCUCACCCAACACAUGCCAUGCCCUCUCAUUGCCGCCUGCCGCCACAGCCUACCACAGAGAUGACGACCAGCCGCUGCUACGAUGCCCUGAUGAUCGGAGCUUGUACAGGCAGCCUCGGCGACCGCGGCGGCCAUACCUGACAGAGAGCACAGGAAGUCUCCCAUCCAGCCCCUACCGCCUUGCUGACGAAGAGGCCUACGAGACCACCCAGGAGUACGCCUCCUCAAGGGAACCCAUCCGGAGUCGACGCCGCCCGCGGCGCAACCGCCUCAACGGACACGUCUCUCAGAGGUCAGCUGGCCUACGGGACUAUAGGUCAAACAGUUUUAGCCAAUCGGAGGAGGAAGAGGAAGACGAGGAGGAAGAGGACGCUCAAGGGGAGAGCACGCCUUUCCUCAGUAUGCAGAACAUGAACAUGGACCUGCCCUUAAGCGUGCCGGGUUACCAUUCAUCGUCAGGGGCUGACACGCGGACUCAUCGCGGACUCAGUCGGCCGGGGACUCGAAGCAACGGGCAGAGUCGAAACUCUCAGUCGCAGCGUUUCAAGUCCGACCACAUGCCCCUUUGAGACUGGCCUCCCCUGUGCCCCAUCACACCCACCCAUGCAGCCGCCCCACCCACACACACACACACACACCAUACACACACACACACACACACACGUACACACACACACUACUCCACUUCGCACACGCCUCUUCCUUCUUCUGGACUAGAGACCUGCACCAAGGAGAAAUAUUUUUAUUUUGUAUAACAGACAGAUAUUCUAAACAAAUGAAAUAUUUAUUUUCAUUUCAGCAAAAAUUGUCUACUAGCUAACAGCAAAGACUUUUUUAUAACGGGGGUGGGGAAAUAUUUAUAUGUAAAGGUUUUUUGAUUUACAGCAGUACGAGAGAUGAAAAAAUAUGUGCCAAUUUUUUCACAAGUUAGAUAAAUAGAAUAAUAUUGUGGUGCCUUUUGCUGUAUGCUGAAGUCGGAGGUCCCAUUGAGUUUUGUAGCCUUUCUUAUAAAGACUUCUCAUUUUUAUAGAGACCGAUCCUUUUCCUUACUUUUGCUUUGUUUUGUUUUUUCUGAUUUGGGAUCCUCCUCUUUUUGAACUGUGAUCUGAUUAUGUCAUCAUGCAAUAUUGAGUCCUUCUGUGUAAAAGGUGUCUGUUUACAUGGUUUUGAUCCACGCAAAACGCUCGUCUCACAGGGACAUUCAGUCACUGACGCAAUCGCUGGGUAGUUUCGGAUGAACGUGCACCAUUCAUCUUCUCUGUUAGUUACCAGGUUUUUUUUUUGUGGAAUAACGAAUGGGAGCGUGGCAUCAGAUUCUCAUGUACGUGAUCAGGGUGCUGCCAUAUCACAGGGGUUGGUUUUGAGUGUGUGAAAGCGCCUAGAGUCCGUGUGUGUGUGUGUGUGUGUGUGUGUGUAGUGUGUGCAUCUCAUCAAGCCGUGUAUGUUGCGCUGCCAGAAGCUCCAUUGCACUGACCCUCCCCUCGUGAGCAGUCAUUGCCCAGGGAGUCGCCCAUCGAUACCCACCAGUUCAAAUCCAGCCUGACUCUGGCCUCUUGUGGACUGCCAAGCCCACACAUUUCCUAUGCCAGCAGCUUAGAGCCGCACUGUGUCUCAGGACUUCCCCCAUCACAUCACAGCCAAAAGACUGGAGCAGAAAGCGCUUGUCAUCUCAGCCACCGACCGCUAAGUUCGCUGGCCAGAAUCCCAUCGCCAUCGCUCUCCUUGAUCUUAGUCUGAAGCGUAACAUGUCAGGGUUGUGCUUUCUGUAGAAGAUUUGAAGGGAGAUUCAGUUUUUGUAUUUCCAAAAAGGUUGGAAAGUUGGCAUGCAUGUUGCAAAUGACAUAUUUCCACUUCUGUUGCAGGGGAGUAGCAAAGAUUGCUGGGCACCCCCCCCUGCUCACUCUGGGUUCCUCAUUUCUCUUUGUGAUAGUGUAACGGAUGCCAGCUGCUGUGCGGCAGUAAACCUCACUUCCCGUCACCUUGAGAGCCGUGCUGGACUAUGAGUUGACAGCCAGUGGCUUUUAGCUCAUUGACUAGCACUGCUCGAAUAAUUAUCAAUUGGUGGGGAUUUGUUGACUCUGCGGUUGGAGCCCAUUGUUUUCGUGUUGCUGCACGACAGUCAGCACAAUGUGUAAACCUCACUUCCAGACACUUUAAAGGGGACCUAUGAUGAUUCAAAUCUACAUUCAAAGCACUUCACUGUGGUCUAGAUCAGAGGUUCUUAAAUAUUUUUACCUCUGGGCCAAAUGUUUCCACUACAGAGGAGCUCGGGCCUACUCAAAUAUUAACACCAAAUUAGUAAUCUUACUUUUUGUAUUUAUCAAUUACAUCUAACCUAUUUACAGUUUACAACCUUGUCAAAUGAUAUGAAGCCUUAUGUUAAUCACAAAGAUUCUUAUUUAUUUAACACAUAAACUUUUGAUUUAGGUCAGGCUGAUUUGAAAAUAUACUACACAAGAAGGGAAUCCUAAAUAACUGGGGAAAAAAAAUGUGCAUACAUUUAUGUUCAGCUAAAAUAAAUUACCUAAAUUAAUGAUUAAUAUGUUUCUUAACUAAACUGUCAAUAAAAUAAAAAUACAAGUUUCAUCACUUAAAUAAUAUUUUUGCACUUAAGACACUUCUCGAUGACUUUAGCUCCAGACUUCUGUUUGUUUGAGAUUUUCAAUACUGCCACACGUGGUGGAAAAGUAUAUUACAAAUGAGUACCGUAUUUUUCGGAGUAUAAGUCGCACCGGAGUAUAAGUCGCACCUGCCGAAAAUGCAUAAUAAAAAAGGAAAAAAACAUUUAUGUCGCACUGGACUACUAAACUAUGAAAAAAUUGCGACUUAUAGUCCGAAAAAUACGGUACUCCUGCGGCCCAUAUGGACCGCAGCUGGGAAACAUAUAUUUUUCGGCGGCUCUCUAGGGGGCGCUUGCAGUUAAGAAAUGCUGGUCUAGAUAAUAUGAAUUGGAUAGGCUUUGGUAUAAUUUUUGUGUACAUUUUGCUCCCCUGUCACAUUUAUAACCAGUUUUUUUUGCAAGAUGUCUGUAAGCUGUUCCCAGAUUGGGACUGAAACCAUCCACGCCUCGCGUUCUCCAAAAGUAUGUUUAAAAUGUGCACUGUUUUUUUCUUUGAAGUCACGGAUACGAAUGAAACUUCUUAACCUUUAAAUAUAUUUACUUGUCACAUCAUUAGCUGCACACACACUGCUUGAAAAAGCGGAUUUUAAUUGCCACAUGGUGUUUGUGUGUGCAUGCCAAAAUUAGAUAAAAAUACGACUUUAUCCUACUUAAUCUUGUGUUUCCUCAAACCACGUAUUAAUGUCGCCGUCUUUUCCCGUCUGAGUUCAGUGGCUAAUUCAAUUCCGAAGAGGCCCAAAUGUCAUGGAUAAAUAAACUUGAUAAACUAAAUGUAUUAUUACCGUAUUUUUCGGAGUAUAAGUCGCACCGGAGUAUAAGUCGCACCUGCCGAAAAUGCAUAAUAAAGAAGGAAAAAAACAUAUAUAUGUCGCACUGGAGCCCGGCCAAACUAUGAAAAAAACUGCGACUUAUAGUCCGAAAAAUACGGUAGUUAGUAUUUUAUAGACAUAGAGCAGACAGGAGGGCAUGAUAUGAGAAUGAAUACACGGAAUGCAGCAGGUCUGAAAAUGACCGUCAAUCUGUGAUGUCACAAAUGGCCCACUGUUAAAAAAAAAAAAGACUGCAAAACACACCGUUCAGAGUCAUCCAAAACGGCCUGCAAGUUCACGCCCAAAUGCAUGAAUCUUAUGCUUUGGCACGUGUAUCUAACAUUGUGAUAACAUUUAUAAGUCAAAACAAGACUUCAUUCAUCAUAGGUCCACUUUAAGUGUUGACAGGCUUUUAGCUCAUUGACUAGCACUGGUUGAUUAGUUUUCAAUAGGCGGGGAUUGUUGGACCUUGUGGAGCCCAGCAUGUGCAGGACUGGACUGUGCAGGAUCACCACUGUUACACAGUUAACAUAUUGGAAUGUUUGUGAAGCUCUUAAGUGUCGUCACCUUCCAUCGCUGUUAUGGGAAAGAACAUCCUUUGCAUUAAGGAAUGUCUGGAUUUACUUUGAAGCACUUGUGUAACACAAAUUACUGCAUCUUUGUUAUGUAUUUCUAUACUUUUAUCGGUAAACUUCUGUUGCUUGGUCACAUUGACUGGAUGCUCUGUAUGUCUCUUGUCCUCCCCCUCCCACCACCUCGUCCCCACACCUCCAUGUCUUUCUUUACCCCGCAGAGACCUUCAGAAGCAUUGAUGAAUUUAAGGCCACGUCUUCAGAUGACGAUAUAUUAGUGAACAGCAGAGUAAUAGUAGAGAGAUCAUGUCAGAAUAUAAUAGACAGUGCAUUGGCUCUAGAUUCAAUAAUCUUCAUUUGAUAUUGUUUCCACACAGACGAUGCAUGGCUGACAGACAAAAACGUAUUAAAAAAAGAGGAAACCCCUUCAAUUCGGGGGAAUCGUAUUAGAAUUAUUUAAAAUUGCAUUAUUUGGCUUCACGACUCUGAGGUCUGCCUAGUUUUGUCUUCUUCUCACUGUAAUCAAUCUGGGAAUUGCAACGUGGAAAUACUGCAAGUGAGGGUAGUGUGCUUCUAGAGCUAGUUGAAUUGUUAACACUCCCGCCCUCUUUCUCCCCUACCUGUACCCCCAGUUCCCCCUUGACGUACACACACACACACACAGCAUACACAACUAUACACAUACAUAGACACACACAAAGCCACACGUCAUAUCAGUGUAUGCCAACUGCUUUUUUUUUUCCUAACCAACUCCUUUUCUCUUCCGUCCUGCUUCCAUCCCAGACCCUCUCCCCCUGCAUGUCCUAGUGGUACUGGUAGUUGGGUGCAUGGAUUAAAGCAGUCAGCAAACUGUUUCUUUUCUUUCCACUUGGUGAAAAAACUUAAAUGUGUAUUCAUUUUAACAUUCAGCAAUAAAUCCCCUUAUCUU